AUGGUCAGCCCUUCUGGCCCUGAUACCGACGAAUUCAUGGGCAUUCCUUCUAGCCCUGAUACCGACGAAUUCAUGGACAUUCCUUCUAGCCCUUAUGCCGGCGAACUUAAACCAAAUUUGAGCUGUGUUUUUCACGGGUUUGGUUAUGACCAACUUAGAGAUGACUAUAAGGUCAUUCAGUAUAUAUCAUUUAACUUCCAUACUCUGCCAACAAAAAGUUUUCUUGAGAUAUAUAGUUUAAAAAGUAAUUCUUGGAGAAUGAUCGACAUGGACAAUGUUUUGUUUAAUUGUAAUUUUCCUAAUCCAUUUUUUGGUCUCGAAGUUUAUGUGGAUGGAGCGUGUCAUUGGCUGGUUAACAAAUUGAUCAAAGAUGGUCCAUAUGAAAUAUCUCUCUUGUCAUUUGACCUGAGUGAUGAGGUGUUCCUUACAACACCCAUCGGGAAAGCAUCUUCUUUUCCAUACAAUAGACACUUGGCAGUGUUAAAUGGAUCAAUUGCUUUAAUCUCAAGUUAUGUCAAUGAGAUUGUUUUUCAAAUAUCUAUUUUGGGUGAACUCGGUGUGAGUGAAUCAUGGAUCAAACUAUAUACUUGUGGCUCCUUCCCUUCCAUUCAAUGGCCCCCAAUUGGAUUUGGGAAGAUGGGAUAUAUAUACGUUAAAAAAAAUGAUUAUGAACUGGCUUAUGUUAAUUUGAGCACCCAAAUAAUUGAAAAGAUUGGUAUUACUGGUGGACAGUUAUGUUAUGUUAAUGUUGGUCUUUACAAGGAAAGCCUUCUUUCAUUUGGAGGAUCAAGUAAUUAG
Molecule: messenger RNA, 798 nt
Organism: Vicia villosa (hairy vetch)
Lineage: Eukaryota; Viridiplantae; Streptophyta; Magnoliopsida; Fabales; Fabaceae
Product: F-box/kelch-repeat protein At3g06240-like
Exons: 1
Coding region: 1-798 (265 amino acids)
Source: RefSeq, a predicted model, not a curated record